This is a messenger RNA of Ogataea polymorpha, 2343 nucleotides long. RefSeq lists its product as uncharacterized. The record is from RefSeq and is a predicted model, not a curated record. Gene Ontology annotation, cellular component: plasma membrane; fungal-type cell wall. Gene Ontology annotation, biological process: fungal-type cell wall organization. The transcript has a single exon. The coding region runs from base 1009 to 2307 and encodes 432 amino acids. Lineage: Eukaryota; Fungi; Ascomycota; Pichiomycetes; Pichiales; Pichiaceae.
CGGCUGUGCUAUGCUGGAAAAUCUCAAUUUUUCACCAUGUCCACAGAAACGAGCCACCCGCCCAGGUACGCCGGGUUCAUCGCAGGCGUCUUCUCGGGUGUCAUGAAAAACGCCGUCGGACACCCGUUCGACUCGGUCAAAGUGCGUCUCCAAACCUCCGAGGGCCGCUUCAAAGGCCCCAUCGACUGCACUCUGAAAACUUUGCGCUACGAAGGAGUUAGAGGACUCUACAAGGGCUUCACGCCUCCGCUCGUUGGCUGGGUCCUCAUGGACUCCGUCAUGCUCGGCUCGCUUACGCUCUACCGCCGGCUGGUGAAGGACAACCUGUACCCAGCAGAGAAAAAGCUGCCUCUCGCCGGCUGCUGUCUCGCCGGUCUCGGGUCUGGACUCACAGUGUCCUUUGUGGCUGCCCCAAUAGAACAGCUGAAGGCGCGAUUGCAGGUCCAAUACGACGCGAAAACCAAGCAGUUCACAGGGCCGAUCGACUGUCUGAUAAAGCUGGUCAAACACGACGGCCUGCGCACGCUGUACAAGGGCCUAGUGCCGACCAUGAUCUUCCGCACCAACUUCAUUGUCUGGUGGGGGUCGUACGAGCUGAUCACGACGUGGCUCAAGGAAAACACCAGCAUGAGCACCGCGGCAGUCAACUUCUGGGCCGGCGGCCUGAGUGCGUCGUGCUUCUGGGUCACGGCGUACCCGGCCGACGUGGUGAAAAACGUGAUAAUGAUCGACGACGUGAAAAACCCGCGAUUCAAGAGGUACUUCGACGCGGUGAAGUUUGUGUACACGGAGCGUGGGCUGCGCGGAUUCACGCGGGGCUUCGUGCCCAGCAUUCUGCGCAGCUUCCCGGCCAACGCGGCGGCCCUGGCCGCGUUCGAGUUUGUCAUGCGGCUAUUUUAGGCGUCGUUCUGGCUUACGUAAUCAGACCUUACACGCCGUGGCUUCUGGCGCUCUGGCACGGCGUAUCUCUGUCUCUCUCUCUGUGUGUUCCCUCUCUUUCCUCCUAUCAUGAAACCCGCUGUUGUGCUCUCCAUCCUCGGCGCGCUGGCAGGCUGCUGCUUUGGCAGGCUCGUCCACGCAGCCGACGACUCCAACGACACAGAGCACGCAGAAAUCCAGCCCAAAUGUUUCAAGCAGAACUACUACAUCAACGCGGCCGGCGACAUGAGAGAACUCCACGACUGCCGGAUCAUCUCCGGCAACAUCAACAUCAAGGGCUACGACUCCGACAGUCUGGACCUCGGCUCCAUCUCCCACAUCAAGGGCUCUUUGAGCGUGGCCAACGCGAGCAGUCUGCUGAGAAUCGAGGGCGUCGAGCUCUCCACCAUCGAUGGCACCUUUGCACUGGACACCUUGACCUCCUUGACCUCGAUUUCGCUGCCCAAGCUGGAAAGCAUCGACACGAUCCAGUGGAAGGUGCUUCCUAUUCUGAGCGCCGUCAAUCUUGACAAGGGCAUCAAGCGGAUUAACUCUGUUGUGAUGAGCGACACCUCGCUGACGGGCUUUUCUGGCUUCAACGUCGAGUCGCUCAAGACGCUCAACAUCAACAACAACCGGUUCCUCGAGCGAAUCGACUCCUCUGUCAAGGAGAUCACAGAGACCUUGCUGAUUGCUGCCAACGCCCGGAACUUGCAGGUGUCGCUCUCAGACCUCACCUGGGCCAACACCAUCACCAUCAAGGACACCAGCAGCCUGAACCUGGACAGCUUGCAGGUGGUGGAGAACUCUGCGCAGUUCAUCAACAACAGGUUCAGCGAGCUCAAGCUGCCAAAACUGAAAUCCACGGGCAUGACACUCAGCGUGAUCAACAACAAGCAGGUGCGCACUGUCGAGUUUCCGUCUCUGGCCGAGGUUGGCGGCGGCCUGAUGAUCAUCGACAACGACCAGGUCAACAGGGUCGACUUUUUCCCCGUGUUGCGGGCAAUUGGCGGCGCGAUUGAGUUCCAGGGCAACAUCGAAACGAGCAGCUUCAAACAGCUCAAGGUGGUCAAGGGCAGUGCUAUCAUCAAGUCGACGUCGACGCAGUUCGACUGCAAUAAGUGGAUGAAAGAGGAGGUCAGCGGUGUUGUUCGCGGCGGCAAGAUUGAGUGCGGCUCUGGUGCGUCGAGGUCCACUGAGGUGCUGCUCGUGGACGAGUCCGGCGACAUCACGACGGGCACCCCUGGCGUCAACAGCGGCGUUGCCGACGGCGACCACGCAAAACAGACGCUGGCCCGGAGCGGGUCCUCUGGCUCCAGACCCUCGGGCGUCGGCUUUGCGGCCGUGCUGCUCGGCUUUGGGGUCUCAUGGCUUGCUAUGCAGCUCUAAAUACGUUUUAGUUUGAUUGGAAAGUAAGAUUUCCCC